GUCGACGCCGUUGACUCACGCUCUCAUCGCUCGACCUGUUUCAUCUUUUCUCGUCGGCAACGUCGUCACAACCCGGACCCGAGACCGCAGCAAGCGACAACCAUCUUGACUCUCCAUCUCCCUGUGGCUCUAUCACCAUUGCAAAGCAUCCGUCUUCCACCACAUCUUCUCCAUCGCCGCCCUCGGAUCUGCCUGCCUAGGGUCACGAGAAGAGCUCCCAAACGACCACACCCGGCAAAGGCCUCAGCACCAAUGGAAGCGUCGCCGCCCAGCUCGUCCCCUUGCAUCUUCGCCAACACUCUUGUAUCGCGACAUGAGUGACGCAGGGAGCGCCGCCAGUAUCACUCCGGCGCGCCGCGGCGACAAUGACCGGCCCCCGAGGCUUGGCGACUUUGACAAGCUGCAAGGCCGUACCGCCUCGUUGCCCGUCUCGGGGGAGUUCAAGUCCAAGGAGAGGACGUGGCCCCGCUGGUUCAGCGAGGGCGUCUCGCCUGCUUCCCCGACGCCAUCGGACUCAUCUCUCAAGCUGGGGGACUUUCGCGGAAUAGUCUCACUUCUCAGAGUCGGCGAGGGCCUGGACGCUCCUCAUGAGAAGCGCCCCUUGGACAGACAAGAGCUCCACCGACUGGCCAAUAUCAGCCGCGCCGCUUCUCCUAUUUCACACUCGGAUCCAAUCCCAAUUCCCUCGCGUCCCGACGGCGGGCUUCACCCGCCGUCCGGAUUACAAGAUGACGAUCCCCUUUCGGCUACCGACCCUGUACAUGAGUCCGGGUCCUCAAGAUCCACGAUUGAUGCCUCGAGUACUCCCGGCACCACCCCUCCAGAGCCAGACUUUUGCUCGGCUCAACGUCCUGCAUCAUCGCAACUCUGUCCAGCAAAACGAACGGCCGCGAGGCCUAGCACGCUGCAACAGAUCCUAUCAUACCAGAAGACGAAAUACGGGCCUUUAAUCCCCGUGUACGGCCAGGUGGCUUCCACGGCACAGAAACACGAGUCGCUGAUGAACGGCCUCGUGCGACAUCGGGUACUGGACGCCGAAAACGCACUUCUCUUCCCAGCCACGACAUCCAACGGCAUCCACGUAUUCCUCGACAUGUCCAACAUCAGUAUUAGCUUCCAUAAUGCUCUCCGGGACAGGUUCUCGGUGGGCGUCGAGGCACGUUUCGUGCCUCUUCCCUCACUGAACCUGCAGUUUCUCACGGAAAUCCUCGUGCGCGGCCGUUCAGCCGUGUCACUCAAUGUCGGAUGCUCUGUGCCCCCGCGGCGGGCGGAGCCGCGCUUCGUCGGCCAACUACGGAGUUUGGGCUAUCACGUAGACUUGAGGGAGCGAAGGCCAGUGCUGGAACCGAGUGUGCCGCAUCGUGUGCCGCGCGGGCAGGCUCCCGCCGCCGUGUUCGCAACCUCGUCCUCGUCUGACGAAAUGUCUUCGGGGACUGCCGCCGCCGCCGCCGCCGUCCGCUACGUGGAGGAUUUGGUGGAUGAGGUGCUGCAGACCCGCAUCGCCGAGUCUGUUAUGGAGUGCUUCCAGCGCCAAGGCACAAUUGUCCUCGCGACUGGCGAUGCUCAGCCAGCUAAGCACUCGGACGGCUUCUUGACCUACGCCAUUCGGGCUCUGAAAAUGGGCUGGAAUGUUGAAGUAGUGUCUUGGAAAAACAGCUUGUCCUCACACUGGCGGAAUCCCGCAUGGGCCGCCAACUGGGGCACCAGAUUCCGUGUCAUUGAGCUGGAUCCUUUUUUGGAUGAGCUACUGGCUUGUCCCACAACAUCAACGCGAUCUUGCUACGAGAGCGAUGGCGCAUCACGUGUUAAGCCGGGGAGACUCAAGGAUACUUAAAUCAGCCACAGAGGGCAUGGUAUGACAGGCCGUACACUUUUGAGAAUAGUAAAUAACAUAAAUCAUUGAAAU
Purpureocillium takamizusanense is the source of this 1906-nucleotide messenger RNA. RefSeq lists its product as uncharacterized. The transcript has a single exon. The record is from RefSeq and is a predicted model, not a curated record. NCBI's taxonomy places the organism in Eukaryota, Fungi, Ascomycota, Sordariomycetes, Hypocreales, Ophiocordycipitaceae. Bases 314 to 1834 code for a protein of 506 amino acids.